CAAAUCAGUCCGUUUCAUGCGCAAAUUCUGUAACAAAUUUACGAUAGGCCAAUCAAAUUAGAUGAUUUCAGUCGCUAAAAUUGUCAUUGCAAAUUAGUUAUAACAGGUCUUAUAAAUCGGGCCCUCUUCAAUGUGCAUUUUGUCAUUUUCCAGUAUUUAUAGCGUUAGGCAAUACUAUAUUCAUCCACUUUCAAUAAGUGUUAUUUUGGAAUUAAUUGAUUAGAACAUAAAGGAUAGGAAUAUACAUCUCGAUUUGGACAGUUCUAACAUUUGAGCCCCCCCCCCCUAAAAAAAAAACAUCGCUGGAUCCGCGCCUAUAUUGCAAAGGAGACCUUUAGGCAGCUAACUUUUAUUGUGUCCGUUCUCGAUAGUCAUAAUUAAUUCGUAUAUGAAUCGGAAACUGACAAUCUAGCUCAGUAUUUUUUCAGAACACUAUAUAGAAAUAUACCACUACGGGGUUACAUCACUUCCAUGUUCAUACCCUUUAUUAUGAAGCCUAGAUUUUAUGCAUUUUUUUUUCUUCAAUUAUCUUUAGGCCUCCAAAGUUAUUAUUUUGCAAAAAUGUUCGUCCGUGACUCACAAAUCACUCUCUUUGAUUAUGCAUGCAGUGGCCCCAUAGAUUCUAAAGAAAAACUAUGGUCUCUGUGGCAUUUUCUGUGCUAUCGUCUUUGCAAUAGAGAUAAUGUAUGAGCUUCACCUAUCUUUGUAUUUCUCAAAUGCCACAUAUUUUCAUUUACUAAAAUACUCCAUAUUUGCAAAAAGUGAUUUAAAAUUUUCAUUAACCCUGACAACAUUGGUCUUCGUAUAAUGAAAAUUGUGUAUGUGGCCCUUUUUUGUUUGCAAUCACCUGCGUUACAGUAUGGUACAAUAAUCUCGGCAAUAGCAAUCCCUUAACAAUUAAAAGAACUUAAUUAUGCCCUUGGCUUUGCGUGACAAAAAUAAGGGGAUAGUAUUCUUCCCUUUGUCCUAUUAAGUCAACGAUAAUCCCUCCGCUUCUCUAUGAUCAGACACCUGUCAAUUGGUGGUCAAUUAGGGUCUUAAUUGCCUCCUUGAAGUCAUUAGUCACUGAUCUUACACUAUAAUCCCCAAUAUCGGGAACAACAGACUCCAAACAAUAAGAUACCUCUUUCGAACAAGACGAAAGAAUGUUUGGUGGAGGGUCAUAUUGGCAAGACAAAGGGAAUAGGAAUAGCGACCCACCUGAUUUUGUGAUAGAAAUGCAAGAAAAGAACAGGAUCUGGGUGUUGAUAUAAUUAAUUAUAAAAGUUGCUGUCUUUGUCCAGGGUUAAGACGAAAUAGUUGUGCCAUAUUGAUUGGAAUAUAAGACAUGAGGGUGACAAAGAGAGGUAUGUGCUACUAUCAAACUUUGCAUACUUCAUAAAAAAAAGUUCGCUCAAGAUUUCUAAGCAGUAUUAUUUUGUAUUCAAAUAGAUUUUUGAAUGAAUUUAUAUUGUUAUUUGAAUGUCCAUACGAAGAAGUAAUUAGAAUGCUUAAAGGUCGUAAUUUUAAUUCAUAAUAUCACCACAGUGGUGGAUGUCAUUUUGUCCAUAUACCGAGCAAACGGUACGAGUAACUAAAGGAAAAUAUUCGGGCCCUAACGAGGAUCCAUGUGCUGAAACUCACACAUCCUCUGGGAAUGCGUCGCGGGCUUCCGUCGUUUAUCUAGCUGGAGGAGGAGCCAGUUGCCAUGGUGACACGGCGCCGCACAGUCUGGGGGAUCUCCACCGAUAGGCAAUCAUGUUUGGUUAUCCUGUUUACAAUGUACACAGCACCAACAGUAGUGACAGGAAAACUACUAUUUCGCCAGACCUUUAUCUUCUCUUCCUUUUUUUUCCUGUACUCGAUUGAAAAAUGUGUGUAACAAAAGUCAUUUGUAGGCUUAAUAUGUUCAGAAACACACAUUGUGCCUUGCAUACAAUAUAUUCGAAAAAACUAUGAAUUAAAAUAGUCAAAUCAUGAUCAUACCUUCUUGAAAAGGUCCGAUGUUGAUGUCUCGUGCCCCUGUUGAUUUACAUAGAGUGUUUCUUCUGUCAUUUUAUACACAACUUACAAACAGCAUUACGAUAUUUCAGGUGGAAUCUGUCAAAUUCUAUUAUUUCAGUUUGGUUUUUGCACAAUGAUUAUAAGUUUUACUCUGAUUGUUUUAAUCAUUGAAAGGGAUGGUCGCGAGAAGUGGUCUCUAUUUUCUGUAAUUCUGUUCGACUGACCUGGAGAGGAGGGAGACUCACUCGACGGUUAAUUAAAAUUGUUGAAUGUGCAUGUUUUCUUAAAAAAAAAAAAAAAAAAAAAAAUGGGAAGGAGUGAAAAAUAAUUUCGUGAGGAAAACAGCCGAGCCAAUCACCUGCCUACUAUGUAUUCGCUGAGCUCACAUGUGACGGCUAAUAGCACUGCCUUUGUGGAGGCGAGUCAGGUGUUGGAGCUUUAUCAGGUUAAUAAUUCAUGAGGCGUAGGGUAUAGCGAUCUCGCAGACGGCUUGAAUGGGGCUCAGCUCGGCCACUCAGACAGAGUGGCGCCGCUCUGCAAGGUGGGUCUUUUCUUCAUUCCUCAGCCUAUAUGUGCAGGUGCUUUGUGGACCGCACCAGACUGGAGCCAACGAAUUUUCUUCUCAUUGUUUCCGCCGCUAAGGCAUGACAAACAAGAUUCCCUUUUUCUAACACUUUAGGGGUUGGCUAACAAUAUUUUUAAAAAGACAUUGUCAUACUGAAAAGGGAGAAGAGGGAAAAUUGCUAUUGGAAUUGGGAACAAUAAUUUGAUAGCAUGUAAUACGCGUAACAAGCGAGGCAUCGAAAUGGCUUUAUCGAACUUUCAUAACCCAUGCAUGCGAGGUAAUGCAGUGUGUUCUAUUUUGUUAAUCUGAAGUUAGUACCUUUUGUUUGCAUCUAUUAUACUUCAAUAGUAGUACAUCAAUUGACUUUCCGCUACUAGACUUUUCCACUUGGUUGACUCUAAGCCCUUGUGUUUCAUCGCUGCUAAAAAAAAUCCUAACGAAGCUUUUUAUUCAAGAGCUGAUUGUGAUGUUAACACACACCUUUUGGAUUUGAUCCUCUUUUCUCCGCGAAUUAAAUACUGAAUUGCUGUUCUAGGUGUUUGGAGGAGAUAGUGUUCAUCUUGCUUGAGUGACCUCAUUCAAAAAAAGCUUCCUGAUUCUCAAGAGGGGUGGAACAGAAAAGAGUCGAGCAUCUUGUGUUGAUGACCGGGAGAAGUGAUCACCUCCGCAUUUUAAUAGUACCACUGAAUGGCUUUUGUCCUUCUCUUGUUCUCGAGGACAAAACCCCAGACUUCGUGUCUCUGCCCUCGUCGAGCGCUCCGCCAAUCUUUCUCAAUCUGUCCUCAAGUCACCGGCGCGACAACAACUCCACCGCUCUCUCCUCUCUAUUUAUCUUGUCUUCUGUCCAACAAGAGCCACCCAUUUAGAGAAAGCUGGGGUUUUCUUCUCAUCUAGAUGUUUUUAGACAUCGAGCAGUGGAUAUUUUAUUCCAAUCAUCCCGAGAUUCAAGCGGAACAUAUUACAUCGAAUAUAUUUUGUAUCUCUCCUUUGGAAUAUACCACCAAAAAGGAGAGAUAUAUGUGGCUUCAGUUCAGCUUUCGUGUUAAUCAUCUCGACUCAUUGGAAAAUUCAAGACAUUGGAUAAUUACCUCAAGUUCAAAGGACUUUUAGAUAUCGAUGUACAUGUAUUCGUUGAUAUAAACUAUUUUCUUCUUCAUCAUGUUCAUGUCUUACGGACUGCUUUGCACUUUUAGCAACCAUCGGUGACCUGAUAUUUGUGAUAAAAAUAAUCGCUUCGACAUUGAUCUGUAUUGACUUACCUGUGAAUUAGGGCUGAAAACAGUUUUUUGUUCGCAACUGAUUGCUAUAUUUUUGCUUCAAAUGAGUGGAGAUAUCCCUCAUAUUAUUUUGUGGUGUGCGUGAUUUUGGAGAAGCUUGUCGGCACCCCGAAAGUGACAUGGUGAUGAAGUAUCACUACCUCCAGUACAGGCGGCUUUUGCAUGCCUCAGUUGACAUCGAUGGAAACCCAAAAGGCAUGACUCAGGCAAUCCUCACAGAUGGUAACGACCCUAUAUCUCCCAGCCCAGAGAAUGGUUACCAUAGCAACAGCUCUACAAUCGAGGACAGUGAUGGAGAUGACAAAGGAAGCUUCAUGGAUGAUGAAGAUGAGGUCGAGAUGGACAAGGAAACGAGCGAUGGGGACAAGGACGAUGGGGUGGACGACAUGGAACCAGAUAAGGAGUUCCAUCAGAAGAAUGGAAUGCAUCACCACCAUCCUCAUCCCUCUCCUCACCCCCCUCCUCAUCAGUUCAGGAAUGGGGAGACAGGAGUAGAUGGUGUCAUCAACUUGGAGGAUUACAUGAACCGCAGCGACACUGCCAUCAUCUAUCCUGAACCUGUAGAAGACAUGGAUGGAGUCAAUGGCGACACAGACGACCCUGAUACCCCAGGAGGAAAUGACAAUGAAACUGAAAUCGAGGGCGAGCUUGGAAAACCUGAAGACUGCCCGUACUGUGAUCGCUCAUAUAAACGCCUCACCUCCCUGAAAGAGCACAUCAAGUACAGACACGAGAAGACUUUCAACAAUUUUUCUUGCCCGGAAUGCAACUACUGCUUUGCCUACAAGUCCCAGUUGGAGCGUCAUAUGGCCACGCAUAUGCCAGGGCGCAACCAAAUUUGUGAUAUCUGCAAUAAAGCCUUCGUGAACAUUUACAGACUCCAACGACACAUGCUGACCCACACAUCUGGGAAUCGCAAGUUCAAGUGUGGAGAGUGUGGUAAGGCUUUCAAGUACAAACAUCAUCUCAAGGAGCACUUGCGUAUUCAUAGUGGAGAGAAACCGUAUGAAUGUCCAACUUGCCUCAAACGUUUCUCACAUUCUGGAUCCUACAGCUCUCACAUAAGCAGCAAAAAGUGUUCACCGGUCAAGGAGCAACCUCCGGCCCUCAGCAGGAUAGCAGGAGUUCCUCCAGUCAAAGUAAUCAAUAGCCUUCCCUCGCCUGUUUUGCAAUCACCUCAUAGCGAUAUAGACACUUGUGAAUCAAGACCAUUAAGUGAGCCGAAGGGUAGUGCCCCAGCUUUCAUGACUCCUCUCCACAUCAAGAUUCCCAAUGCUGAUGGUUCUGUUCAGGGUCUCCCAAGCAGCGAUACAGAGGACAAUGGAAGCACUACUCCUUUAACAAGUCCUGCAAAUGAUGCUGUAAAGAAGGUGCUUCAAAUUGUGGCAUCUACUGUGUGCAAACAACAGAAAGACGGGCAAAAAACUGACAUCUCAAAAUUAAAGAAAACAAAGACAACAAGCGACACAGCCCCAGUUGUUGCAAGUCCCUUUGAAAUCAGACCUUUCAAGCUUGAAAAAAUGGCAGCUGUUACUCCCUUGCCAAAGGCAACACCUUCUCAAAAGACACCUGAAGAACCAGAAAAACCAAAAACUUUCUUGAAUGGAAAUGGUGUUCAUCAAGAGAAGAAGAGUUAUAACAUUGUGGACUAUACCCUAAAGAAAGUGCAUGAAGCUCAAGCAAUUAAUCGCUGUUUGGAAACGCGCUUUCCUUCUCAGAUUAACCUAAAUCCAGACAGAACAGGAUGUAAGUAUUGUGGACGAGAGUUCCACAGUCCUAUCGAUCUUCAUCAGCAUGAGCGUUAUCUCUGUGACCUCAAUGAGGAUGUGCUGAAGAUGAAGCUCUUCAGUGGCAAUCCACAGCCUCAACAAAACAUUGGUAAUUUCACUUUAGAUCGCUAUUACGAGAUGCAACAAGAAUUCUUAGCCCAACACAAGAAUGAUGAGAGUUCUAACCAUGACAAAGAAAAGGAGAAUGAUGAAGAAGAUAUUGAAAGUCCUCAGGAGAUGUUGUCAUCACCAAGAGAGAGUGAAAGGGUGAGGGAACAGCACCUGUCUCCAAAAGCUAGCCCCAAUUCAGGAAGUGAGAUUUCCCCUCGUAAAGCUGAGAGCUUUGAACCCGAGGCUACCGAGACAACUGAUAUAUCAAAGUUGCUUGAGACCAUUUCAAAGGCCCAAGAACAGGCUCUACGUGCAUUCUAUGCCAUGCAAGCUAAGCCUUCUGAGGACGGUAUUGAAAAAAUUUCAGUAGCACUAAAUUUGCCUAUGCAGCUUGUCAACAAGUGGUUCCAGCGCACACGUAAGCUCGAGGAGGAGGGCUCGGAUCCAUCGCUUAAGAGCUUGAGCUUAAUGAGGCAAUCCCCAGUUGUGACAGUUGUUCCACCCACACAGCACAUCAAAGAACACCCGGGAGCUCAAGCUAUCGAUAGCAAGGAGGCUUGUUUGAAAUCCCCGACAGAGAACUGCGAUUUGGAAACGGCUUCAGUCAGCAGCAGCAGUGGUGAGAGAUUGGGUGAUUCAGACAGCCUCCCUCCUUCCCCAAGCAGCAGUAUUAAUUCCUUACCUAAAGACUCCACCAGAAACACCUUUCAUAAAUACAAGAGAAUGGAUGUCAGCCCGACAGGCAGUGAAACUGAACCCAGAGUGCGUGAGCGAUUAGAGCCCAUGGAUAGAGAUACUCGAUCCCCCGCCCGAUCUGUUACACCAACCAAGGAAACAACAGACACUUCUCCACUUGAUCUUUCUCUGCCAAAGCGGAAAGCGACACCUCCACCUUCUUUGAGCAGGUCUUCCAUCCCACCAAAGCUUGUCUAUGGCUACAACUACUCGGCACUCUAUUCUGCUGCUGCAGCUGCCGCUGCCAACGGUUACCUUCUUCCUCCAGCAUAUGCACCAUCUGAGCCGCUCACUUCCAGCCUUUACGAGAACAGCAUCAAAGCUCACAAGAGCAGGACAAGCCCAAUCCCUGGCAAGACCAGCACCCCCUCGUCCACAGCCACCAACAACACCUCGUCGGUAUCAGACGCCAGCAUGCUCCUGAAGCGGUCAUACCCUGAGCCUCUGUAUGCUUACCUUCCCACCAUGGGUGGCUAUGCCGCCAAGAGGAUGAGAUUUGCUGAUGGAGUAGAUUACCCUGUGGCCCCACCUCCGGUGUACAGUUCUCAUCUUCAGGUGCCAGAUGUCUACAGUGCUCUUGCCAAGACUGGUUUCAUGCCCAGUACCAUGGCCCACCUAGGUGCUGCCUAUGGACCAACCAAUCCUUUCCUACCUGCUAUGCUCAAUGGAGGUGGACUUCAUCAAAACCAUGCCGCAGCCGACAAUUCAUCUGACAUCGCGUCAGAAGAUUCAAUGAGCGACAUUGGUAUUGGUCCUGGAAGACGCAGGAGAUCGGACAAGCCAUCCAGGACCUCCUCGGGACAGUACGCCUGUUCACAGUGCCCCAAGACCUUCCAGAAACACAGCUCAUUACUCCGACACGUCUACGAGCACUCAGGUACUUAACAAGAAGCAAGCGUCCUCACCAGUGCAAGGAAUGUGGCAAGGCUUUCAAGCACAAACACCACCUGAUGGAGCAUUCGCGGCUCCACUCCGGCGAGAAACCCUACCAGUGCGACCGGUGUCUCAAGAAGUUCUCCCACUCGGGCUCUUACAGCCAGCACAUGAAUCACCGCUACAGCUACUGCAGGCGCGAUGCCUUGGGCGCUGCCGGUGGACCCCACCUGGACGGUGCGGAGAAGGAGAUGUUGGGUGACGGGAAGGAACCAAUGAUGAUGGACCAUCACCAGGGUGGGGGCGAUGAGAUGGAGAUCGGUUUGGAGAGUACAGGUGCUAUGAUACGGAGGAUGGAGGACAAACAAAUUGCUGGGGUAUAAGAUUGACAUUGGAUUCCAAACCAAGGAGAUUUAGGAUCAUGACUCGUUAUGAUCGGGAAUCAUAUAUUUUCAUAUGAUGCAGAAAGGAUGGGGAAUGUUUCGACUGGGAAGGUACCUCAGAUUAGUGUGUUGAAGAAAUUAAAUCGACACUCAUUUUGUGAAGAAGUAAGUUUGUGUUCUCAUUGAGGUCUUCACUGAUCCCUGUUUAAACAAGUGAAUUAUCAGUGAGAAAAAUAAAUUUUGGUUUAUUCAUUAUUCCAGUUCAGGUUUUAAAAAUGAUUGGUGCGAUUUUACAGUAAAAAAAUUGAAUAAUUAUAAUAAACAGUAACGUGAUAUAAUCAAGUAACAAAGGUCUCGUAAUUUUGAGUUUUCUUGAUUUAUUCUUCAAAUGAAGAAAGAGAAAAAAAUAUUUUCUACUUUAAGUAAAUAACAUGAUGUGUAUUUAAUCAGUGUCUGUUUUUCAAUUUGUCUAAAUUUUGUCUUCAAAUAAAUUAAGAGAAAAUUAUGGUAUCUAUUUUGAGUAAUAAUUUAGGAAGAUAAUUUUUUUGUGAAAUGAAAAAAAAAUACGGAAAUGAGAUUUAUCAGUUCUGUAAUUGAAAGAACUCAUAAUUUACAUAAUUGUCCUAAGCUUAAGAAAGAGGAAAUCUAAGACAUAUUUUUUAUUAAAAAAAAAAGAAUAAGGAAAUUAAAGGGACUUGAGACCUAAUUGUGAAGAGGGAGCAAGUUAGAGUACAAAGGCGAAGUAUGUUGCAAAUGUUUGUACUACUCUUCCUUCUAUGUAAUGUAUAUAUGAUCAGUACAAUGAUAGAGACUUGAGUAUUUUUGCAAUUUGAGCAUUAUUUAUCUAACAGGAAAUCACUUGGUGAUUUAAGAUUCCACCAAACACAUAUUCUUCCACACUUUAACAUGGAAAGGAUGGGAGUAAGCCAAUUGUUGAAUUGGAGUCGUACUGGACCGGAAUAAUUGUUGAUACUGUCCUUUGAGAAGGACAUUGAAUAGAAGAUGGCAUUUAUAUUAUUAUUUAUAUAGCUCACUUUGACACUGAAAUUAAGUCUGUCAAUUUAAUGUAGGGGUAGCAUCAUAACCUACUCACCAAAUCUUGUGCAAUCUCGAUAAGACCGACAGAUAAGGCGCUGUUUAUACCAUGGCACCUGUUCCUACGCAAAAUAUAUUAUCUUGCACGGAAAUGAUAUGUGGGGAAAUACUAUUGUUCAUAAUAUUUUUUGUUAAAAUGUCGUUUAAAGUGCCAUUAAUUUUUGUUUGCUCACAAAUUCUCAUUCCUCAAAGAAAUAGUUUAAUUCCAUCCCCCUUCUCUCUAUCUCUUUCUCUACUUCUCUUUCCCUAUUUUUUUCUUCUGCUCCGACUUCACUUCUUGUGAUAAAUGAAAUCAAAGAAAUCAUGUAUGUGAAAUACUCCAAAGAGAUAAAAGGAUCCCAUUCAAUUCAAUAUCUUUUACAAUUCGCAACGUUAUUGUUUAUUUAUUUAUUUUUUCACUCAUUCUGUUGUCUAGUUUGUCUCCAAUGUAAGAAAUGUUUAGUAUUUUUUUAUAUGUAGCUUGUUUAGUUUGGUUUUAUUUCUUACAGAUGAUAAAUUACAAACUAAAUACUUCAUAUCUUCCAUACACUUAUGUUUCUUUUAAUAUUUUUGUUGGCCCUUUUCUGUAUUUUCUUUUCAUGUCGGAAUUUGCCAGUGGGUAUUUUGGGUUAUGAAUUAAUGAUGUACAUGGAGUUGUGUAUAAACUUAUUUAUUCUUGUUGAUGUGUAACUAUUUAUUCAAAAAUGUAAGAUAUUGGUCAAGAAAAAUUGAGUGGGCCUCUGAUUUUCUUUUAUAGGUGGUCCGACCUAUUUAUGUAUUGUAGCAAUGUUGCUAUUUUGAAACAAAAAUAAAGUUAAAAAAAAUAUUAA
Messenger RNA from Lytechinus pictus (painted urchin), 9600 nucleotides. RefSeq names its product zinc finger E-box-binding homeobox 1-like. The record is from RefSeq and is a predicted model, not a curated record. Gene Ontology annotation, molecular function: DNA-binding transcription factor activity, RNA polymerase II-specific; RNA polymerase II transcription regulatory region sequence-specific DNA binding. Gene Ontology annotation, cellular component: nucleus. The transcript has 5 exons. The coding region runs from base 3945 to 7325 and encodes 1126 amino acids. NCBI's taxonomy places the organism in Eukaryota, Metazoa, Echinodermata, Echinoidea, Temnopleuroida, Toxopneustidae. Gene Ontology annotation, biological process: regulation of transcription by RNA polymerase II.